This is a messenger RNA of Phragmites australis (common reed), 1086 nucleotides long. RefSeq names its product LEAF RUST 10 DISEASE-RESISTANCE LOCUS RECEPTOR-LIKE PROTEIN KINASE-like 1.2. NCBI's taxonomy places the organism in Eukaryota, Viridiplantae, Streptophyta, Magnoliopsida, Poales, Poaceae. The transcript has 2 exons. The record is from RefSeq and is a predicted model, not a curated record. Bases 191 to 1000 code for a protein of 269 amino acids. Gene Ontology annotation, molecular function: polysaccharide binding.
AUGCUGCACGAAGCCUCCAGCGUCAGUCAAAGUCGGAGGCGAGGAACGGUCAAUACACUCGGCAACGUCUUUCGCGCCCCCGGUGUGAUCAAUCUGGCCCGCUGCAGGCAUUGCCUUCUUCUCUGUGUUCUUCCCCAAUCUUCUCCUCCUCCACCUCGAGCAUCUCAGAUUCUUCCCUCGUGUCGCCAAGAUGCGUGCGUGUCCUGUUCCUGCAGCUGCCGUGCUGUGCCCAGCCAUGCUGCUACUGCUCGCUCUGCUAGCCAGUCCCACCACCGCUGUCGCCCUGAACACGGCGCCGUCCUGCGCGCCGGCGUCCUGCGGCGGCCUGGCCAUCGCCUACCCGUUCUGGCUCGCCGGCACGCAUCGGGCGGAGUGCGGCUACCGAGCCUUCCAAGUCUCAUGCGACAACAUGGGCAACGUUUCCCUCAAGAACUCGCUCUGGACGUACCGGAUCCUGGACAUCUUCUAUGGAAACAGCUCGUUCAGAGUCACCAACGUCGAGCUGUCCGACGGCACCUGCAACGUCGAGAUGGUCGUCAACGCCUCCUCCGACCUCGGCCUCGCGCCGUUCAAGAUUAGCCCCCAAAACCAGGAGCUCUUCUUCCUUUACAACUGCACCUGGCAGGCAUCGAAGCUGCCCCUUUCUUGGGCGCCCGUGAGCUGUACGAAUUACUCGUCCAACUCAUUCGCCUGGCUUGCUGGGAAGUACAGGUCCGACGACAUUCUGACGCCACUUCCCGGAAACUGCACGGUGUCAGUGAUGCCGGUGCUUGGAUACGAGGGGGCGAAGGGGGCAGACUAUCAGCGGCUAAUGAAGGGUGGGUUUCUGCUCGAGUACAAGGCUGAUGAUUGCGCGGAUUGCACGGAGACCGGCGGCCGGUGCCGCAUCGAUGUCAACGACGAUGCGUUCGAGUGUCAAUGCUCCGACGGCGUGUACCCGGUGAUCUGCGUACUUGUUUACAAGUCAGUGACAAGGAGUUGGAUUGAAAAAAGUCAGUGAGGUGACAUCAUUGACUUUCGCACUUCUGUUGAUUAAAAAAGUUCAGCAAACCGGAUAGACUAGUCAAACAAGCAAAUGGCAACGCC